AAUUGCACAUAAAUUCACACCAAAUGUUGGCGCAAUUAUUAGAAAUUUUAGUUGGCUUCAUGGGUUUUCUCUCCAGGCAAAGGAAUCAAGCAGCUAGGAUGCAUUACGGUUGCUCACAGAGUAUAGUUCAUCCACGAGAAGAAGCUCUCAUCCAUUUUUGAGGGCAUUAUCGAAAAUUAAUCAGAAUCGAUUGCAUACCACUUAAAAAGAAAGUUCGAUGAAGCAGGUUUGCAGGGACACAUCCACAGGAAAAAGAUAAUAGGGGAAGUUUCCAGCAGAUCUAAAAUCUCACUGGCUUAUAUUAUUGGCUUCACGGGAGAAAUUCCAAGAUGGGAUUCCUUGCCUUGUUCAUUGUGGCACUGAUUCCUGUCCUGAAAACACUUAUUGUCACUGCUGUUGGUUUAUUCCUUGCCUUAGAGAAGGUGGACAUCCUGGGUGACACUGCAAGGCAUCAUCUGAACAAUCUCGUGUUUUUCGUCUUCACUCCUGCUCUAGUUUCAAGCAGCCUGGCAGAAACAAUAACAAUGAGCAGCCUAAUUAAGUUAUGGUUCAUGCCGGUGAACAUUCUUCUCACCUUUAUUAUUGGUUCGGCGUUGGGUUGGGUGCUUGUUAAAGUCUUAAGAACUCCUCAACAUCUACAUGGCCUAGUUAUUGGUUGCUGUGCAGCAGGGAACUUGGGGAACUUGCUUCUCAUUAUCAUUCCAGCUGUUUGUGAGGAAAGUAACAGCCCAUUUGGAGAUUCAUCAACAUGUUCUACUAAUGGAGAAGCUUAUGCAUCCCUCUCUAUGGCGAUAGGGGCUGUAUUCAUCUGGACGUAUGUUUAUAACAUCGUACGGGCAUAUGGGAUUCGAAGUACAGGUUCCACAAUUAACAGAACAAAUUCUGCCAACGGUGGAGAGAUAGUGACAGAAAGCAGCUUGGAAGAAUCAUUGUUAUCAAAGGAUAUUGAGACUGAUCAUUCUCAUGAUACACCACAGCCCAUUGAGAGUAUUGAAAAUUAUGAGAAGGUACCGAUGCGAAAGAAAAUUAAGCAGCAGCUGAAAAUUUUGGCAGAAAGGAUGAACCUAAAAAUGAUGUUUGCACCGUCCACCAUUGCCACGAUAGUUGGGCUUGCGAUUGGCGCCACCUCUCCCUUGCGAAAGCUACUUAUUGGUGACUCUGCUCCUCUUCGGGUCAUAGAUACCUCUACAUCCAUGUUAGGAGACGCAUCAAUACCGGCCAUGACAUUGAUAGUCGGAGCAAAUCUCCUCAAGGGUCUUCAAAGAUCUGAAGUCGGGUUGGGGAUCAUAAUAGGGGUCCAAGUGGUCCGUUAUAUCGCAAUGCCUCUCUUGGGCAUUCUUGUUGUUAAAGCUGCAGUUCAUUUUGGACUGGUGGGAUCGGAUUCAUUAUAUCAGUUUGUUCUUCUGCUGCAAUAUGCACUACCAACUGCAAUGAGCAUGGGUACCAUAACGCAAUUAUUUGAAGUUGGGGAAAGGGACUGUUCGGUUAUUAUGCUGUGGAAUUAUGCAGUGGCAGCACUGGCUCUUACUCUCUGGUCAACAUACUACUUGUGGUUUGUGUCUUGAAGUUCCUAAUCUUCAUUUUUUGUGUACGUGCCCCAUGCAAAUUAUUCCAAACAAAAUGGAAGCAAGAUUCAUACUACGUUUGUGGAAAGUCAUCCAACUUGUGCAAGAGGCCUUUUUUUUUUUUUUUCGUUUUUUUUUAUGGGUAAAUCCUUUUGGAUUGCUAAGAUUCUGAAGUUGAAAGUCUUGAUAUGUACAAACGAAACAGCAUACAGAUGUAUCUAUGCAUAUACAAAAUAUCUUAUAAAUUCAA
Molecule: messenger RNA, 1815 nt
Organism: Coffea arabica (coffee)
Lineage: Eukaryota; Viridiplantae; Streptophyta; Magnoliopsida; Gentianales; Rubiaceae
Product: protein PIN-LIKES 3-like
Biological process (GO): endoplasmic reticulum to cytosol auxin transport
Cellular component (GO): membrane
Source: RefSeq, a predicted model, not a curated record